Messenger RNA from Closterium sp. Naga37s-1, 954 nucleotides. The record is from the annotation of a GenBank genome assembly. Lineage: Eukaryota; Viridiplantae; Streptophyta; Zygnematophyceae; Desmidiales; Closteriaceae.
AUGGCGGAAUGGGUGACUGAGCUGCGCAUUAUGGAGGACGAUGACUUUGUCAACGUCUUCCGCAUCUCGCCUGAACUGCUGGAGUACAUUGCACCUGUUAUGGCCCUCCCCAUGAGCCACUUUGUUGAGAAGCUCGGGAUCCCGCUCGACCUUUGCGUCCUCAUCCCUAUCAAGUACUUUGCCAGCGCCAUGACCUUCAUCGACCUGGGCCUCUACCUCGGCCUGCCCAAGACCAUUGUGCAUCGUAUAGUCGAGGCCUUUCUCAUGCACUUCCUCCGAAGGUUCAAGAAGACCUGGGUCCGCUUUCCUACUGCAGAUGAGAUGGAGGAGAUGGCAUCCGACUUCAAGGAAGUUACAUGCAACAGCAAGGGGAUUGUUUGGGACUACAUCAUUGGUCACCCGGGAUCUAUGCAUCAUCAAGGCGUCUUCCAGCAGUCCGAACUGCACGCCCGCCUCGAGCGUGGGGACCUCGGACCGUACCAGAUCGUCGGUGAUGCUGCCUACCCGCUGCGCAGCUACUGCCUCACUCCUGUGAACGCUACCCGCAAGCGCCUGAUGAAGAGCUGGGAGCAGACGUAUAACUACGUCCAUUCCGCCACCCGCAUGGUUGUGGAGCGGACCAUUGGUGCGCUGAAGGGGAGGUGGUGUCUGUUCGGCCGGCGACACGAGAGCAAGUUGUCGCGCGUGUGUGCGGGGACUGCGUGCAUCAUCAUCAUGCAUAGCAUGAUUCUGCGCACCGACGAGCCAAGGAACCGUACCAUCAAGAAUCAGUGGAGGAAGUGGACGGGCAUCGGUCCACCGUGGUACCACAGGAGUGGCAUGAGGUCCUAUGCCUGGCGUGAUGCUGAAAGUGCUGGACAUGCCGAUUUGCGCAAGCGGAGGAAGCAGUUUGGGAAGCACAUGCAUCGUGCUUACCUCAGGAGGCACCGCCCGUGGCGCCUUGAGCGUGACUAG